Bufo bufo (common toad) is the source of this 6294-nucleotide messenger RNA. RefSeq names its product ATP-binding cassette sub-family C member 10-like. Gene Ontology annotation, cellular component: membrane. Gene Ontology annotation, molecular function: ATP binding; ATP hydrolysis activity; ABC-type transporter activity. The transcript is spliced from 24 exons. NCBI's taxonomy places the organism in Eukaryota, Metazoa, Chordata, Amphibia, Anura, Bufonidae. Gene Ontology annotation, biological process: transmembrane transport. The record is from RefSeq and is a predicted model, not a curated record. The coding region runs from base 43 to 4527 and encodes 1494 amino acids.
GGGAGCGGGAGGGAAGUGAGGGUCUCGUCUGCUGUGGAUGUGAUGGAAGACGUCCUUGUCCAGCUCUGUGGCUCCCGCUCCUCGGACCCCGUUCCCAUCUGGGUCCAUGGACAUGUCGGCCUUUGCUUCAAUCACCUUCUCAUCAGCUGCAUCCCUCAUGUUCUCCUGGCUGUGAGCAGUGCAUGUCACGCUGGAGCUCCCAGGCAUGGCAUUUCUGGCUGCACGAGUGCUCCAUGGCUGUGCAGGACUUGCAUCUCCUUCGUCAUAUCGUGCCUUUGUGCUGCUGAUUUGGUCCUUGGAGCUCUUUUUCCCCGUGAAGUUACCACCAAUUUAGAGGUCCUUAACGGGAGUGUGUCCUGCUUAGCAUGGAUCACCCACUUUCUAUCACUCCUCAACCUCCGAAAGUCCUGCUAUGGAAAUACUCGGGGACCUGUGAGUCUGAUGUUUGCGGUCCUCCUGGUGACCCCGUCAGUGGUGAUUAUGAUGGUGUGGCUGUGUGAGGAGGGAGCAGUGAGGUCACCUCUGAACAUGGUGCUGGUCUCCCGCUUCUCGGUGUCAUGUCUUCGCCUCUUUUGCAUCAUUGUUUAUUUAUGCGCCUUUCUUGUCCCUCCUCGUCACCUCACGUCUCCUACCGUUGUCUCCGUCAACGAUGACGGUGAAUAUUCUCCUUUGGUCGCCUCGUUCCCCGACAGUGAUGAGGAACCAGCAGAGGACGGUGAAAGUUGGUUGUCACGAUUCUUCUAUUUUUGGAUGAAGCCCCUGCUACAAAGAGGAGCAUGUGGAGCACUGAAGUGCCCUCAGGAUGUUUAUCUUUUGCCCCGUCAUCUCCAAACACCAAGGAUCCGCAGGAACUUCUUCUCUAAGUGUGGCCCUGGAGCCCCGAGCCUCCUUUGGGCGCUGCACUCCUGUUUCGGAGCUCAUUAUUACUCCCUGGGAGUCCUGAAGCUUUUCUCCUGUGCUCUGAUCUUCAUGGGGCCUGUGCUGCUUAAUCUCCUGGUGAAUUUCAUGGAGACAAGGCAGGAGGCUCUCAGCUGGGGUGUGCUGUACACCAUCGGACUCUUCACCACUGGACUUCUUGGUGCCCUGGUUCAGAAUCAGUUCACACAUCAGAUUAACAAGCUGAUGCUCUCCGUGCGGGCCUCAGUGCUCACCAGCAUCUACCAGAAGACCCUCCGUGGGGAGGGGACUGGCCUGGCCAAGUUCUCCCCAGGGGAAGUCAUCAACUUCAUGAGCACAGAUGCUGAUCGGAUAUCGAACUUCUGCCGCAGCUUCCAUGAACUCUGGAGCCUCCCGGUGCAGUUCUCAGUCACACUCUACCUCAUGUACUUGCAGGUGGGCAUUGCCUUUCUCGGGGGUCUGGGCCUGGCACUUCUACUGGUGCCCCUCAACAAAGUCAUCGCCAGCCGUAUAAUGCACAACAACAAAGAAAUGCUGCAACAUAAGGAUGCCCGGGUCAAGCUGGUGACGGAGCUCCUGUCCGGGAUGCGGGUGGUGAAGUUUUACACGUGGGAGGAACAUUUUGCCCGUCUGGUGUCUACGUUACGGGCACGAGAGCUGCGCAGUCUUCGUGCUAUUAAGCUGCUGGACGCGGUGUGUGUUUACCUGUGGGCGGCGCUGCCCGUCCUUAUAUCCAUCAUCACAUUCAUCACCUAUGUGUUGCUUGGACACCAGCUGACUGCGGCUAAGGUGUUCACCUCCUUGGCUCUGGUGGGGAUGUUAAUUCUGCCCCUCAAUAACUUCCCCUGGGUGCUGAAUGGAGUUUUGGAGGCCAAGGUGUCCCUGGAGCGGGUGGAGAGCUUCCUGGGGCUCCCGGAGCAGGACAUGCUGCGCUACUACCGGGUGGAAGCUCCUUCUAGAAAUGGACGUCUGGCGGUGGAGAUGAGGAAUGCCACCUUCUCCUGGGGGUCAGAGGUCAAGGAAUCCAGAUCCUUCACCCUCUUUAUCCAGCAGCUGUCUGUGAAGGAGGGCAUGCUGCUGGCGGUUGUCGGGAAGGUUGGCUGCGGGAAGAGCUCGUUACUCUCAGCGAUCACCGGAGAACUUGGCAGGCUGGGCGGAGACUUGUUUGUCGCACACCAGGAGUUUGGAUUUGGGUUUGUAGCUCAGGAGUCGUGGAUCCAGUUCGCCACCAUCCGAGAGAACAUCCUGUUUGGGAAGGAGUACAAUGAGCGCCUGUACAAGGAGGUGCUGGAGGCCUGCGCCCUGAGCCCGGACCUCAACAUUUUGCCAGCUGGUGACCAGACAGAGGUCGGGGAGAAUGGCGUGACAUUGAGUGGAGGGCAGAAGGCUCGGAUAAGCCUGGCCCGGGCUGUAUAUCAGGAGAAGGACAUUUACCUCCUGGAUGACCCCCUGGCCGCAGUGGACACAGAUGUGGCCGCUCACCUCAUGGACAGAUGCAUUCUGGGUAUUCUCAGACACAAGACAAGGAUCCUCUGCACCCACCGCACCGAACUGCUGGAGAAAGCGGACGUCAUCGUACUGAUGGAGGACGGCGAAAUUGUCUGCACAGGUCCACCAGAAGAAGUCUUACCUCGGGUGCAGAAAUCUCCUAAGUUAACCCCAUCUUCUCUGCAGACCUCAGAUGAUGAGUCCAGCGUGAGUCCUGAUAGUUUGGAGGAUGGAGACGAGGGGCCGCUAGCAGCUCCAGGCUCGGGGUUUAAGAAGGAGGAGGAGAAGAAGGAAGGGGCCGUGUCCCUGCAGGUGUAUGUGGUAUAUUGGAGAGCGGUCGGGGCCACACUGGGGGCCUCCGUGCUCCUGGCGUUACUCUUCAUGCAGGCUUCCAGGAACGUCUCUGACUGGUGGUUGUCCUUCUGGAUCACCCGCUUACCAGACGCCCCCCAGAACUCCUCUCUGGUGAUGGUAACCCCUCCGGUGCUGGCGCCAUCUCUGCUGCUGUUUUCUGUUGGAGGUCUUGUGGCCCCGAUGAGCUGGGAGCAGUCCAUGGGGCCGAACACCUCUGUGGGCAUCAGCUUCUAUCUGUCAGUGUACGGGGGGAUUGCAGUAGCAAAUUCCGUCUUUACUGCCCUACGUGCCCUGCUUUUCGCACUUGGAACAGUUCGCGCAGCUACAGUGAUCCACGAGCGCCUGUUAAAGAGGGUCUUAAGGGCCACGGUCACCUUCUUUGACAGUACACCUGCUGGUCGCAUUAUUAACCGCUUCUCCUCUGACCUUUACUGUGUGGACGACUCGCUGCCCUUCAUCCUGAACAUUUUUCUGGCCAACGCGUUUGGUCUGCUGGGAAUGCUGGUGAUGAUCAGCUACGGGCUGCCGCUGAUCCUGCCCAUACUGGUGCCCCUGGCCAUCCUGUACUACUAUAUCCAGCGUUAUUACCGCCAUUCAUCGCGGGAGCUGAAGAGGCUGCAGAGCGUCACCCUGUCCCCCAUCUAUAGCCACUUCUCGGAGACCCUGACCGGCUUGACCACCAUCCGGGCCACACGCCAUGCUGACAGGUUUGCGGAGGAAUGUGAAUCUCGGAUGGAGCUGAACCAGCGCUGCCUGUUUGCCUGCAACACAGCUGUACAGUGGUUAGACAUCCGUCUGCAGAUGAUUGGAGUAGUAGUGGUUACCGCUAUUGCCAUCAUUGCAUUAAUCCAGCACCAGAGAAGCUCUGGAGAUCCAGGGUUGGUGGGACUGUCUCUUUCAUACGCGCUCUCCAUCACCGGUUUACUGUCCGGACUCAUCUCCAGCUUCACACAGACGGAGGCCAUGAUGGUCAGUGUGGAGCGAGCAGAGGAGUACGCCACCACGCUUCCCUCCGAGCCCACCCAGGGCACCGUGACGGUGCAGCCGGAGUGGCCCCAGCGAGGAAGCAUUGAGUUCAGAGACGCAGUUCUGUGUUAUCGGCGGGGUCUUCCCAAUGCUCUGGACGGGGUGAGUUUCAUUAUCCGUGCGGGGGAGAAGAUUGGCGUUGUGGGACGGACGGGCUCAGGGAAGUCCACUAUGUUCUUGGCGCUGUUCAGGAUGAUGGAGCUGAACUCUGGCCUCAUCCUCAUUGAUGAUGUGUCCACCCGAGAGCUGAGCCUGGACAUACUAAGGUCGCGGCUAGCCAUCAUCCCCCAGGAUGCCUUCCUACUGAGUGGGAGCGUGCGGCAGAACCUGGACCCUCUGUCCCAUCACACAGACGAGGAGCUGCAGGAUGUACUGGGCCAGUGCCACCUGCAGGACCUGGUGUCACGCAUAGGAGGCCUGAGCGCCGAUGUCGGGGAGAGAGGGAAGAACUUCUCCCUGGGGCAGAGGCAGCUCCUGUGUCUGGCCCGAGCUCUGCUAACUGAAGCCAAGGUUCUCUGCAUCGAUGAGGCCACUGCCAGUGUCGACCACCAGACGGACCACCUGCUGCAGGCGACCAUCCGCCAGAGAUUCCAGGAGCGCACCGUUCUCACCAUCGCACACAGGCUGCACACGAUCAUGGACUCUGACCGGGUGCUGGUGAUGCAUGCUGGGAAAGUGGCAGAGUUUGACUCCCCUAGAAUCCUGAGCAGCAACAGAGAUUCGCACUUCUACCGGCUAAUACACAGCGCCAACUCAGAAUGACAACGGACAGCGCCGUGAAAAUACUGCACUGUUAUGAGGCAGUACCGGCAGCGCAACACUACUGAUUAAGAUGUGCAGCGGGGACAGUACUGCUAAUGAUGUGCAGCGGUGACAGUACUGCUAAUGAUGUGCAGCGGUGACAGUACUGCUAAUGAUGUGCAGCGGUGACAGUACUGCUAAUGAUGUGCAGCGGUGACAGUACUGCUAAUGAUGUGCAGCGGUGACAGUACUGCUAAUGAUGUGCAGCGGUGACAGUACUGCUAAUGAUGUGCAGCGGUGACAGUACUGCUAAUGAUGUGCAGAGGUGACAGUACUGCUAAUGAUGUGCAGCGGUGACAGUACUGCUAAUGAUGUGCAGCGGUGACAGUACUGCUAAUGAUGUGCAGAGGUGACAGUACUGCUAAUGAUGUGCAGAGGUGACAGUACUGCUAAUGAUGUGCAGCGGUGACAGUACUGCUAAUGAUGUGCAGAGGUGACAGUACUGCUAAUGAUGUGCAGCGGUGACAGUACUGCUAAUGAUGUGCAGCGGUGACAGUACUGCUAAUGAUGUGCAGCGGUGACAGUACUGCUAAUGGUGUGCAGAGGUGACAGUACGGUUGGUGAUGUGCAGCGGGGACAGUACUGCUAAUGAUGUGCAGAGGUGACAGUACUGCUAAUGAUGUGCAGCGGUGACAGUACUGCUAAUGAUGUGCAGCGGUGACAGUACUGCUAAUGAUGUGCAGAGGUGACAGUACUGCUAAUGAUGUGCAGAGGUGACAGUACUGCUAAUGAUGUGCAGCGGGGACAGUACUGCUAAUGAUGUGCAGCGGUGACAGUACUGCUAAUGAUGUGCAGCGGUGACAGUACUGCUAAUGAUGUGCAGCGGUGACAGUACUGCUAAUGAUGUGCAGCGGUGACAGUACUAAUGAUGUGCAGAGGUGACAGUACUGCUAAUGAUGUGCAGCGGUGACAGUACUGCUAAUGAUGUGCAGCGGUGACAGUACUGCUAAUGAUGUGCAGCGGUGACAGUACUGCUAAUGAUGUGCAGAGGUGACAGUACUGCUAAUGAUGUGCAGCGGUGACAGUACUGCUAAUGAUGUGCAGCGGUGACAGUACUGCUAAUGAUGUGCAGCGGUGACAGUACUGCUAAUGAUGUGCAGAGGUGACAGUACUGCUAAUGAUGUGCAGCGGUGACAGUACUGCUAAUGAUGUGCAGAGGUGACAGUACUGCUAAUGAUGUGCAGCGGUGACAGUACUGCUAAUGAUGUGCAGCGGUGACAGUACUGCUAAUGAUGUGCAGAGGUGACAGUACUGCUAAUGAUGUGCAGAGGUGACAGUACUGCUAAUGAUGUGCAGCGGUGACAGUACUGCUAAUGAUGUGCAGCGGUGACAGUACUGCUAAUGAUGUGCAGAGGUGACAGUACUGCUAAUGAUGUGCAGCGGUGACAGUACUGCUAAUGAUGUGCAGAGGUGACAGUACUGCUAAUGAUGUGCAGCGGUGACAGUACUGCUAAUGAUGUGCAGAGGUGACAGUACUGCUAAUGAUGUGCAGCGGUGACAGUACUGCUAAUGAUGUGCAGCGGUGACAGUACUGCUAAUGAUGUGCAGCGGUGACAGUACUGCUAAUGAUGUGCAGCGGUGACAGUACUGCUAAUGAUGUGCAGCGGUGACAGUACUGCUAAUGAUGUGCAGCGGUGACAGUACUGCUAAUGAUGUGCAGCGGUGACAGUACUGCUAAUGAUGUGCAGCGGUGACAGUACUGCUAAUAAUGUGCAGCGGUUACAGUAC